CGAUGCCCCCCGCCCCCCGCAUCCCCCGACAACGACUAGAGCAUGGAGAAGUCGAGUAGUGAGGACUCUUCGAUUCAUCGGAGUCCAUCUUUGGACAGCAAGGACUCGGACUUCGCCAAGCCAUCCACUUCGGGCCACCCGUUCGGCCGUGGCUUCACUGCUGGCGCCUUCUACGGCACCACGGGCUCCCGGGGCCAGAGUCGCGCCGAAGCCGGUGUGAAAACCGACAAGUACAAUGCACCCAAAGGCAGCAAGUACGUGGUGUUUUACCUGGACCUGUCCUUUGUGUUCCUUCUAGAAUUUAAGAAGUGCAACAUGGCCAGGGGCUGCCUCUGCUGCUUGAAGUACAUGAUGUUCCUCUUCAAUUUAAUAUUCUGGGAGAGACUUGCCCUACUCUUGGAAGGAUGGCAGAGUUUGUCACCACCUUCUCCCCCAUUUAGCAAACCAGGAAGUGCCUCGGCCUGGGCAGCCUGCAGCAAUAGUGUGGGGUCAGGAUCUGUAACAGCUGUGAACCUGCGCUGGCCGAGGACGCAUCUCUGCGGCUGUGGGCUGCUUGGAGUGGGCAUCUGGCUCUCUGUGUCCCAGGGCAACUUUGCCACCUUCUCCCCAAGCUUCCCCUCACUCUCUGCGGCCAACCUCGUCAUCGCCAUUGGCACCAUCAUUAUGGUGACAGGCUUCCUCGGUUGCCUAGGGGCCAUCAAAGAAAACAAGUGCCUCCUGCUCAGUUUUUUCAUUGUCCUGUUGAUCAUCCUCCUGGCAGAGCUGAUCUUACUCAUCCUCUUCUUCGUCUACAUGGACAAGGUGAAUGAGAAUGCCAAGCAGGACCUGAAGGAAGGGCUGCUUCUCUACAACACCGAGAACAAUGUGGGGCUCAAGAACGCCUGGAACAUUAUCCAGGCCGAGAUGCGAUGCUGUGGGGUCACUGACUACACAGACUGGUACCCGGUGCUGGGGGAGAACACAGUGCCUGACCGCUGCUGCAUGGAGAACUCCCAGGGCUGCGGGCGGAACAGCACCACCCCCGUGUGGAGAACGGGCUGCUACGAGAAGGUGAAGAUGUGGUUUGACGAAAACAAGCAUGUGCUCGGCACAGUGGGGAUGUGCAUCCUCAUCAUGCAGAUCCUGGGCAUGGCCUUCUCCAUGACCCUGUUCCAGCACAUCCACCGGACGGGGAAGAAGUACGAUGCGUGAGCAGGCUGGCAGAGGCGCAGCCUGCCGGACGCUGGAGGGAAAAGGGGCUGAGCUUCGUGUCUCCUGCCUGCACCCCCUGCCCUCCUACCAGCUGCCCUGGCGAGGACUUCUCAGAGGCAAAGGGCCAGGGAGGAGGCACACACAGAGACUUCAGGGCGCUGGGCACCAGAUUCCUGCAUCUGCAAAUUUGCCAAAGACGACGGGGUGGGUUGGGUGUUGAGGAGGCCUGGCACUGAUGGCUCUCUGCUCCUGCCCUUCUUCAUGCUGAUGUAUUGUCCCUGAGGGGGUAGGGAAUGGGGUGCUCCCUGGGACAGCACUGUCCCCCACACAGGCAACGCCAUCUGUGUCUACCCCUGCCAAGCAAGGCCCUGAGCAUCGUGCCCAGGCUUUUUAUACCUGAUGGUGUAACUUUUUUAUUUUACCCUGAUUUUGAUUAUUCAGGAAUAUUAUCUCUCAGAUAAGUUUAGGGUUAGCUUCCUGAUUUAUAACUUUUUACUCUGUUGAUUUCCUUCAUGGUUUGAGUUUCCCUUCCUGUGGUUGGGGCUAGGUGGGGCGAGGAUGUUGCCCAUCCAUUUUGCUUCAGGACACACCCCGUGUGACUUGAGCAGCUGCAGAGUGAGAUGUGCCAGGCCUUCUCCUGGAGCACACUGAGGAGGGGCAGGUGCAUCUGAGACAGGCCCAUGGGCCAGCACUCACGGACAGUGGGGGGAAGCAUGUGAGGCAGUGUGGCAGGGCACCCUGAAUGAAGGUGGGGGCAGGGGGCUGCUGAUGCUUUGCCAGGAACUUGGCUGGAGCUGGCAGGGUCCUUACCCUUUCAUCUGACGAGCAGUGUGUGGUGUUUCUUCCUGCUGCCACUCCCUCCUCCUGGGUGCUGUGACUUCCAUGAGCCCUGUGACUUCCAGACAUUCCUGCUGUAGGCUCUCAGACGGACACCUCCAGUUCCGGCCUGGGUCCGUCCUCACCUUGCAGUGGGACAGGAAAGCAGUCCUCACAUCUGACUGCUUGGAUGAUAGCAGAGGACCUGGGAGCCUUAGGAGGGGAGGUGGAACUGGCCACGUUCAUGGGGCUGCUGACUGCCCUACUGUAUCUCCUUCCCGAUGCCCACUGCUGUCAGCAGAGGUCUGGGUGGCUAUCACAUCCUGUGAGAUCCCACAGAGUAAGAACACCUCCCAGGCCGGGCUGGGUGUUUCUGGGGAGGAAGUAGUAUGGGCAAGAACAGUGGGUGAUGUUGAGAGGUGGUUCAGAGGCAGCAGGAUACAGAUCAGGAUCGGUGGGGCUGAGCUUGGAAAUGCUGCCAUCACCAGGCGGGGAUUGGGUCUUCACUGGGCCUUGGGCCUUUGGGCCUUUGCCUACCGGAACAAGUCUGCUCCAGCCUUCCCUGCCUGCCUUUACCUGGGGCUGAGACUGCCACCCCACCAACUACCCUGAAGUCCUCCUCCAUGCUUAAGUAACACACAGGUUGGGAACAGGGUGAUUUAGGGCCCGGUGUUGGUGUGGAGAGUUGAAGAGAUGGAUGGUCUCAGCAGGAAUGUGGCAUGGAUAGGCAUGCUGGGAAGGCAGAAUUGGGCAAGUGCACAUUUGAACAGUUGCCUUUCCCUGUAUUCCUCUGGUGCUUUCCUGGUGAUGAGCAAUAAGAGCUGCCUCCCUCGGCAGCCUCCCAGAUUGAGGGCAGGGCAGACAUUCGGCAGACAAGUGUUGGUGUGGCACGGGGGACCUGGUGUGUGAUGUUUUUGCUGUGGGUAGGUUUGUUUAUACCUAUCAAUGCAAUUUCAGUUUCUGUUAUAGCAGAAGCAUUGAGACAGAUAGUCUCCCUGACAUCCUAGGUUUCUGGAGCCUUUGCCACAGCCACCCUCUUCCCUGCCUCAUCCAUCUGCCCAGACCCUCGUCUGCAGGCACCUUUGGGCCCCGCUGAGUAUAGCUACUGAGUUGUUUGGCCUGCAGUUUCCAUGCACAGAGUGGGUGUUCUCCUGAGUCCUUGCCCGUCCCAGGCUGCCUGGAAGGCCACGGGGAGUGGCACCACAGGAGCGGCUCCAUGUCUUUUCACUGGGGGAUUCCAGAGUGACACCCUCCGUCUCAGCUCCCCUAGCCAAGGUCACUCAGUUCCGCUCCAUCAGGGCUGAUGCAAGCAGGUGACAGACUUGACUUCAGAUAUGUGGGUGACUUCCGGGCGGUGCCUGAUACAGACUCAACCUUUCUCUGCAGCAUCUGGUGGAGGGGUCAGGCAGUGGGGCUAAGGACUGCCCUGGGGUGGCGAGCAGUAGGUGGCAGUCACCUGUCACCCAGCCAGCAUGGGCCUGCACUUGGGCCCUCACCCUGGAAAGGCUGCUGACUGCCUCCUAGGCUCCUUGCACAUGUCUGGCAAUGUGGAGCCAGGUGGCCAUGCCUCUGGGCUGUGGUAGCCACAGAGCAGCCCAGGUGACUGGAAGUGACUAUCCCCUGUUUUCCCACCAUGCUCACCCUCUGAUGGAGGUGCUAAUUAGCUGGGACACAGCACAGUAUGGGAGCCAGGUGCAGGCUGCCUGGGGCUCAUUCUUGGCCCCUUAGCCCUGCAGUGUUGGGCAGCUCCUUGGUGUUCCCAGUCCCUCAUCUUCCCCUCUGCUCCAUUGAGGCCACAGUUGGGGGUAUGUUCUGCCCCUGCUCCACCCCAUCCCGGGCAGAGUGAGGGAGCUGGGAGCGCACACUUCUUGGUUUCUGAUGCACUUUUCUGCUUGUGCCGCCUGUCUGUACAUCUCCUCAUCCCAGUCCUGGCUUUGUUGAACGCCAUGUUUUUAGCAUGUUUUUAAAUAAAACCGGAUAAUGUGUCAG
Molecule: messenger RNA, 3996 nt
Organism: Fukomys damarensis (Damara mole-rat)
Lineage: Eukaryota; Metazoa; Chordata; Mammalia; Rodentia; Bathyergidae
Gene: Tspan9
Product: tetraspanin 9
Exons: 8
Coding region: 43-1191 (382 amino acids)
Cellular component (GO): membrane
Source: RefSeq, a predicted model, not a curated record